Symbiodinium pilosum is the source of this 2445-nucleotide messenger RNA. The record is from the annotation of a GenBank genome assembly. NCBI's taxonomy places the organism in Eukaryota, Dinophyceae, Suessiales, Symbiodiniaceae.
AUGUCGAAUAACGACAAGCGCAUGCAUCCACGUCUGGAAAGCGAAGAUCGUCUGUUCACCCAGGUUGUACUGGCAGCUGAUGAGCCGGAUCUUGUGGGUGCAACACUGGCUUGCACGGCGGUCAACAUGUCUAUGGGUGGCAUCCAGUUUAAAACUGUGCAACCCGUUCCCGUAGGUACUCUGCUUGACCUGUGGGUCGAUGUCGUAGAAUUAAACGUUGAAGGGAAUCAGAAAACGACGCUUCCCCCUAUCGUUCAUACCAUUCGCCAGCAAAGCAAAAAGCAGAUCAAUGAGCUGCUGCAAAACCUGUUCAACAACACUGACGAUGCAUUGUUCGAGUUAGCUGACCGUUCCCAGUCUGACCAGCAUCAGGAAAUGUAUUUCGAUUCGAUGCGGAUGAUCCGAUUACAUCGUAAAACCCUGGCGUCUAAUUUCGUCCGCGGACUCAAUGAUUCUUUUCAGGAUGCCUUUAACUCAUCGGGCACAGCUGGCGCAGACGAAACUGAUGAGAUCGACGCCGAAGAUUACGCCUUGCUGGAUCAGGACGAGUUAGAAAUGACCGUUGCCGUUUCAGGCAUCGUUUCAAAAGUUACCAGUCAGUACAGUCUUGCGGUCAUGCAACUGACCAAGCGUCUGGAUUUCCUUGCGAAACGCCAGACGAUAACCGAACGCAAUAAUCCACUUGGGCCCCAGGCGUUAAGCAGUCUGUUCGCAAACGCACUGGACACACUCGAAGUCGAUAUCAAGAUACGUAUCAUUCUGAUGAAGUUAUUCGAGCGUUUUGUCAUGGAACGGCUGGGACCGGUCUAUGAAAAUGCCAAUCGCGCACUGAUCGAUGCAGAUGUAUUGCCGGAGCUGAAAAACAAGGCGCCUAAACGAGCAGGGCCAACGACCCGCAACACAGGGACAGGCAGCAGCCAUCAGCAAAGUAACAGCAAGACAGGCCGUUCCGGCGGUUUUAGCGGCAUGUCCGGUGGAGCUGGAAGUUUUGGCUUUGAUACCGUUCAGGCGCUUCUUUCAGGAUCUAACGCUUCUUCAGGCGGCGGCGCUUCCGAGCAUCAGUCCGGCGGAGCUCAAAAUGGCUAUGGCGAAGGUUCGGGCACUCCGAUGAUGGCUCUGCCCCGACUGGAUUCAGGCGAAUUGAUUCAAGUGCUAAGCCGACUGCAGGAUGCCGCGCAGGUCGACCCCAUCAACAUCGAGCAAAUACCAGAACUCAGCGAUGUUCGCUCGCUGGUCCUGGCGCAACCGAGCGCCGCCAAGAAAUCGCUGGGCCAGGCUGAUGAUGAUGCGGUGAACUUUGUGGGCAUGCUGUUUGACUACAUCCUCAACGAUCGCAAUCUGGCGAUCCCUAUGAAAGCUCUGAUUGGCCGAUUGCAGAUCCCGAUUAUCAAACUGGCAAUCAUUGAUAAAACUUUUUUCGAAAAAACAGCCCACCCGGCCCGCGCGCUCCUUAACGAGUUGUCCAGCGCAGGCAUUGGAUGGAGCAGCGCUAAUGAACUGAAGCGCGACGCGUUAUACAACAAGAUUGAAUCUGUCGUGUUGCGUGUUUUAAAUGAAUUCAACGACAAUCCGGACGUGUUUGCAGAACUAUUAACCGACCUGCGCUUAUAUGUCAGCAAAGACAGCCGGCGCAGCGUGCUGGUUGAGCAGCGCGUCAAAGAAUCUGAAGUUGGUAAAGCCAAAACAACGGCAGCCAAAUUGAAAGUGCAGAAUCUGGUGAAUCAGAAGGCCUGCGGCCUGCGUUUACCCAGCGAAGCCGGCAAAUUUAUCAGUGAAACCUGGACGCGGGUGCUGACGCUACGCAUCAUAAAACAAGGCGAAACCUCUGCGCAGUGGAAUGCCGGCGUUAAGACUCUGGAUGAUUUGUUAUGGGUCUUACAACCAUUGUCAAACCUAGACGAGGUCGAAAGCCGCGACCAGCUUACGCAAAGCCUGGUAACAGAAAUUUAUACGGGUAUGACCGAGCUUGGUUGUCCUGAUGAGGAGACCGAAGCGUUCCAGACCUGGCUGACAGAACACCUCUACUCUCUUUCUGCCAAUGAUCGCGCUUAUCUUGAAGAAGACGAACGUCCCGAGCUCGAUGUCGCUGAAGCACUUAUGGAAGAAAUCAUCCUGACAUCACCACCCAAGGUGGUUGAUGAACGUGCGUUUCCAGAGGCUACUUUAGAGCAACUGAAGCUCAUCACCGAAGGCACCUGGAUCGAAAUUUCUACGGAUGACGAACGGAUGCUACGUUGCAAACUUGCCACCAUCACCCAGCCCGGGAACAACUAUAUUUUUGUUAAUCGAAGAGGCAUGAAAGUGCUGGAGAAAAACCGCGGUGAGCUUGCCGAAAUGGUUGAAAACAAGACCCUUAAGCGCAUCGAUGAAUCUCAGGUUUUUGAUCGCGCACUGCAAUCCGUGAUCGGUAAUCUUCGCCAGCUACAGCGAGAACGCAGCCAAUAA